GCAUGUCUUCUGUCCAUCACCAGCUUCCAUGGCUGCAAAAAGAAGUUGUAGAGUUGCCUUCCUUUUAGCAUCGACCCUUCUCCUUCUAUCGACUCUUACUAACCCUUGUUGUUGUUCGUCUUCCUCUUCCUUUAAUGACUAUAACACCACCGCCAUAACAUCCUUCUGCAACUCCACCCCCUACCCUCCACGCUGCUUAGAAAUAUCGAAGCUUCUUUCUAUUGGAAUCCCCAAUAUAGGCCUCAAUCUGAACCUGCCUCCGGCCAUCCUCAGCCUCGGCCACCACACCCUCCAGCAGGCCCUCUCCGAGGCCUCGAAGCUCACCAGCACCAUCGUCGCCCUCGGGUCCGCCGGCAUCGUCGAGAAGCUCAGGGGAACCAUCGACGACUGCAAGGAGCUGCACUACGUCACGCUCGACCUCCUCCAGUCCUCCAUCUCCGACACCUCCGGCCAGAACGCGGUGGCCUUCCUCAGCGCUGCGCUCACCAACAAGCAGACGUGCUUGGAAGGGCUGGAGUCCGCUUCCGGACUCUUCAAGCCACUCUUCAUUGCCAGCCUGAAUUCGGUAUACGAGCUUGUGCACAACGCGCUCGCCAUUUUCGUGAAAGGAUCGGCGCCGGCGGCGGAGGACAAGGGGGCCGCCAGGGAGGGUCGGCGGACGGCGGAGCAAUUCCCUUCCUGGCUGGAUAAAAAGGACCGGAGGCUGCUGCAGAGCUCGGGGUCGGAGGACGGGGACAGCAACGACACCGUUCUGGUCGUUGCGCAGGACGGCAGCGGCGACUACACCACCAUAUCAGACGCAAUCCAGGCGGUGCCGGACAAGAGUCCGACGAGGGUGGUGGUGUACGUGAGGGAGGGCGUCUACGACGAGAAUGUGGAGAUACCGAGGAGAAAGCAGUAUGUGGCGCUACUGGGGGAUGGCGCGGACCGCACCAUCGUCACCGGCAACCGGAGCGUCGGCGACGGCUGGACAACCUUCCGUUCGGCAACCGUCGCUGUGGUGGGGGAGGGAUUUCUGGCACGCGACAUAACGUUCCGGAACACGGCCGGCCCGUCUAAAGGCCAGGCCGUCGCUCUCCGGGUCGGGUCGGACCUAUCGGCGGUGUACAGGUGCUACAUAGAGGGUUACCAGGACUCUCUCUACGCCCAUUCGCUCCGGCAGUUUUACCGGGAGAACGUGAUCGCGGGGACGGUGGACUUCAUUUUCGGGAAUGCGGCGGCCGUGUUCCAGGCAUCCCAGGUGGUGGCCAGGAACCCGCUGCACGGCCAGGCUAAUACAGUGACGGCACAAGGGCGGUUCGACCCGGACCAGAAGACGGGCUUCUCCUUCCAAGGCUGCACGCUUCUACCAGACCAGGAUCUGGCCGUCAACCUGGGGAAAGUGAAGACCUACCUCGGCCGGCCAUGGCGACUCUACUCCACCACAGUCUUCAUGGAGUCUUACCUUGAGCAGCACAUCGACCCCUCCGGGUGGUCGCCGUGGUCAGGGGAUAUGGGCCUGGCAACGCUUUACUAUGGUGAGUACGCCAACACCGGACCAUCUUCAGACACAAGCAGCCGCGUCACCUGGCCCGGUUUCCACAUUAUGUCUUAUGAAGAAGCUACAAACUUCACAGUGCCUUCACUCAUCCUAGGCGACCAGUGGCUGGAUUCGACCUCUGUUCCUUACAAUGCAAGUCUGUAAGUGCCAAGCAAUUGUUCAGGCAAGAGAGGAUGCAGCUGUUCUGCAAUCCGGUCUAGAAGAUAUAUACAAACAACAUAAAGCUAGCGAUGUUGUGAAAUCUUAUUGUAUAUCUUUUAUCUGCCGGUAACUUUUUCAAUUGUUUAAUUAAUCCUUCCCCUUGGAGGAAAAAUGUACAA
Messenger RNA from Nymphaea colorata (pocket water lily), 1860 nucleotides. RefSeq names its product pectinesterase-like. NCBI's taxonomy places the organism in Eukaryota, Viridiplantae, Streptophyta, Magnoliopsida, Nymphaeales, Nymphaeaceae. The record is from RefSeq and is a predicted model, not a curated record. Gene Ontology annotation, biological process: cell wall modification. The coding region runs from base 29 to 1684 and encodes 551 amino acids. Gene Ontology annotation, molecular function: pectinesterase activity; pectinesterase inhibitor activity. The transcript has 3 exons.